CUGUCAACACCCAGAAAAACACACAAAAAAAACUCCUCCUAAAACUCUGUGAAAUUUGUUUAGGGCUGCUUGUAAUCUUCACUCUCUCUCCAUCUGACUGAAAAAGCAACACAGGAAUUAUUGGUAGAAACAAAAGGAUUGUUUCUACCAAAACUGUGACUUCCAAGGGCAGCUGUUAAACGUGAAAGUUAAACAAAGUUUUACGUUUCACUACCUAGUGCAGUGUAUCUAGUGUUCUACAAUGGCAGCAUCUGUCUCUGAGUUGUUGCUGGCCAUUCUGGAGAAACUGGACAAAAAAGAGCUGGAGAGAUUUAACUGGGAGCUGUGCAAUAGCAAUCUGAAAGAUUUUCCCAACAUUUCAAAGGCUCAUCUGGAGAAUGUUACAAGACAUGCCACUGUGGAUAGGAUGGUGGAGACCUACUGCGAUGAGGGAGCUGUGAACGUCACAAACAUGAUCCUAAGCAACAUGGACCUUAACAAACUUGCUAUGUCUUUAAAGAGAGAUCUUCCAGAAGAGGAACCAGCACAGAAAAAAAGAAGGGAAGAGGGGGAACCGGUGAGUGUGCUGAAGGACAACCUGAGAUCUGACUUAACACAUCUGGAGGAAAAGCUGGAGAAAUGUGAAAACGCCCUAGAGAGCUACGAUAGCAUGACUCAGCACACCAAGGACCAGCAGGUGGACACAACGAGGAGGAUCAGGGAAGAGUUUGAGAAGCUCCACCAGUUCCUGAGAGAGGAAGAGGAGGCCAGACUGGCUGCUCUGAGGGAGGAGGAGAAGGAAAAGGGAAUGUUAAUUGAGAGAGGCAAGGACAGCAUUGAGGAGCAGAUCAUCUCUCUCACAGAUGCCAUUGAGGCUGUGAAAGAGGACCUGAUGAAAGGCAGUGAAAGAUUCCUUGAGAGUUAUAAACUCACCCAGAGCAGAGCCAGAGCCCAAUGUAAACUUCCGGAUCCACAGCUUGUCUCCGGAGCGCUGAUCGACAUCGCCAAACACCUAGGCAACCUGCAGUUCCAAGUCUGGGAGCAGAUGCAGGCGAUAGUCAAACACUCGCCCGUGAUUUUGGACCCCAACACGGCUCCCUCUACUAUGACUCUCUCUGAUGACCUCACCAGCGUGCGACACACAGCCAUAGAGAAGCAGCAGAUUCCGGACAACCCAGAGCGGUUCACACAGUGGGCAAAGGUCCUUGGCUCCGCAGGCUUUGUGAAGGGUUCAGAGCAUAGCUGGGAGGUGGAGGUGGGCGACCAACCUGAGUGGAAUCUAGGCGUGGCUGCAGAGUCCGUCAAUCGGAAGGGAGAAAAUCUUCUUGCGUCACCAGAAUACGGAAUCUGGGCUAUACUGAAAAGGGGGCGCAAGUAUACAAAUGGAAUUGGUAAAACGCUCACUCUGAAGAGGAUACCCCAGAGGAUCAGAGUUCAGCUGAACUACGACAGGGGGGAAGUGGCUUUCUAUGACCCCAAAGACAAUACACACAUCUACACUUAUAAACAUAGGUUUACUGAGACUGUCUACCCAUACAUCUCUGUUUGGAAGAUAAAAGACGCCAGCAACCGUGAUAUACAGAUCUGCCCAUCAGAGGUGUCUGUGACAGUAAAAUCAUAUCAGUGAGGUAUGUGCGCGUGUUGGCGGGUGUAUCGAUCCAAUAGUGUAAAACUCAGAAAGGCAUGUGUAUUUAUGUAUUAAAUUGUAGAUUUCAAAAGGCUUAUACGACUUUUCUGUAAACCAUUCCAAACAAUUAUUGUUCUGUAUAAGAUGUCUGCCCUGUUACAUUUCAAACAUUGUUGUAGUUUAAUAAUUGUUCACGUUUCAUGACCAGAUCAUCUUAAAGUGUCUGAAAUUCCUAAUGUAGAUCAAUUAAGUUAUACUUUAAGAUGCUAAUAUGCGGGAUAUUGCCUUGUAUUGGUGUUGUGUCACAAAUGCUAAAAAGUUAGCAUUUGGAGACAGUGGCCAGGGAAACUAAACCAAAGCAGGAUUGCUGUCUUACAUUGUCUGUAGACUGCUUAAAAGAUAAGGAAAUCUAUAAUUAGUUUCAACUAUCCCUUUAAAGGGGAAAUCCACAGCUGAAACAAUAACAAAGCAGUCUCCCCUGGGCCUGGAGAAAACGUAACCACUCAAAUUCAUAGACAGAGCUAUGGAUGCAAGGACGGAUCAUCCAAGAUAACAAAACAUUGGAGGACUUCUAUAUUAGUGAUAUAUACAUGUUGAUUCUUGAAGAAUAUAACGUAUAAAUGCCAUGAGCUUGGAUAAACUGUUGUACCCCAUCAGAACCCAAAUGCAAGCUUAUAUUUUGGGUUCUGAUGGGGUUCGACAGUUUAACUAUAAGCUCAUGGCAUUUAUAAGUUAUAUUCUUCAAGAAUCAAUAGGUAAAUAUCACUUACAAUAUAAUUCCAAAUUGGAUGUAGCAACUGCAGAUUGACCCUUUUAAGUUUUCAUUAGGUAUAUUUACAUUUACAUUUAAGUCAUUUAGCAGACGCUCUUAUCCAGAGCGACUUACAAAUUGGUGCAUUCACCUUAUGGUAUAUGUUGAUAGUUCAACAUUUUGUUUUAUUAAACCACAAGAUCUGUGUGCCAUGUCUCCUUGUACUUUUUACUAAACAUUUACUUUGACUUCCAGCACCUGUUGAAAGUUACUGGAUGUGUCUGUCAUCAUUUUUUCCCAAAUGUUCCAAUCUGCUGUGCUGAACUUUCUGUAUGAGAUGUAAGAGGUUUACAUACAUGUUUUUUAUAUAUUUGUAUUCUUUAAAGUAGAACCACGUGUUUCUGUAGUCAGACAGAAUGACAAGGCUGCAAAAAGAAAGUGUCAUUUUGACAAGACUACUGUCAAAACGUGUCAUCUUUUUUAAUAAACUAGCACUGUGGAUUCAUAAA
This is a messenger RNA of Salmo salar (Atlantic salmon), 2866 nucleotides long. Lineage: Eukaryota; Metazoa; Chordata; Actinopteri; Salmoniformes; Salmonidae. The record is from RefSeq and is a predicted model, not a curated record.